Tachysurus vachellii is the source of this 2332-nucleotide messenger RNA. Its product is annotated as homeobox protein HMX2-like. The record is from RefSeq and is a predicted model, not a curated record. Gene Ontology annotation, molecular function: RNA polymerase II transcription regulatory region sequence-specific DNA binding; DNA-binding transcription factor activity, RNA polymerase II-specific. Gene Ontology annotation, cellular component: nucleus. Gene Ontology annotation, biological process: regulation of transcription by RNA polymerase II. The transcript has 2 exons. NCBI's taxonomy places the organism in Eukaryota, Metazoa, Chordata, Actinopteri, Siluriformes, Bagridae. Bases 18 to 845 code for a protein of 275 amino acids.
CUGAAGUGGUGGUGGUGAUGGUGGUGAUGAUGAUGAUUAUGAUGAUGAAGAUGAUGAUGAUGAAUCAGUCUCCAGCCCCGAGCUUCACCAUCCGCUCCAUCCUGGGCACCGCGGCGGAGAGCACAAGGCAGGACGCCGGAAGCGGAGGUGCAGGUGCAGGUGGAGGUGCAGGUGCAGGUGGAUCGCGUGCAGCGGCGGCGGCGGCGGUGUCGGUGUCACAGAGGAGGCGCGCGCUCUCGGUGUCCUCGGACGGCUGCAGCGCUGAAGAGGAGGAGUGCAGCAGUGCUGAGUGUUUCUGCAAACUCCAACACACACUCGGCUCCAAAACGCGCCCGAAUGCCCCAGGAAACAAACCCUCGUCAGAAGGGAAUGAACACACGCUGAAGAGUAAGAAAGAUGAGCAGAGAACACCGAGUCCAUGCAGUGAGAAGCGCACUGACAGCAGCACUGAUGACAAAUCCAGCAGUGGAGACAUGGCGAAGAAGAAGACGCGCACGGUGUUCUCGCGCAGCCAGGUGUUCCAGCUGGAGUCAGCGUUCGACGCUAAGCGGUACCUGAGCAGCGCCGAGCGCGCGUGUCUGGCCUCCAGCCUGCACCUGAGUGAGACGCAGGUCAAGACCUGGUUCCAGAACCGGAGGAACAAGUGGAAACGGCAGCUGGCUGCAGAGCUAGAGGCCGCACACAUGGCUCACGCGGUUCCCUCUGCGGCCCGGACUCUAGUCGGAAUGCCACUGGCCGGAUUUGGCGUUCCAAUGCCGAGAUCUGCUGCUUUUCCCAUGUAUUAUCCCGGAAGUAAUGUUCCGGCAUUUCCUCUCUACAGUCUUUACAGUAACAUUGACUGCUGAGGUGGAAGUGCUGAUGGAUGCGCUGGUGAAGAGGGCGUGUCUGUGAGAGGGAUCAGUGGGUGUGUCUUUGUGAUGGAUCAGUGGGCUUGUCUGUAAGAGGGAUCAGUGGGUGUGUCUGAGAGAGGGAUCAGUGGGCGUGUCUGUAAAAGGGAUCAGUGUGUGUGUCUGUGAGAGGGAUCAGUGGGCGUGUCUGUGAGAGGGAUCAGUGGGCGUGUCUGUAAGAGGGAUCGAUGGGCGUGUCUUUGAUUAGUACAAAUCGGCAUGAUUGACAUGGGUUUAAUUGGGACACGUUUGAAUGAAAUGGGCGUGUCUGUGUGGGACAGAUGGGUGUGUUAGAAUCAGACAAUGGGGGCGUGUCUUUAUGCGCAUGUAUGAACUCAAAGGGACACAGAAAAGACACGCCCACAUACACUUUCAUCUACAAUGGUCUAAAACACGCCCACUACAUGGACUCAGUGACACACCUUCUCUGGUCUCAGAUCUGCAGACAGACAUAAUGGAAAAAUAGACACAAAAUCUAGAAUAUAACUUAACAGCUUUACUUAUAAAAGCAAUCCAAUCUUUAACUAUGUUCCUAAUAAUGGCUCUUUUCUGUCUCUGUAUUCAAUUUCUAAAAAGUUUGAGAGGCAUCUCACUCUCCACCCGUUCACUCCGAUCCAUGGGGUGAACAGCAUCAGUCAGAUGAGAUGAGUGUGAUGUGCUUGAAGUUUGUUUACCAAAGGAAAAGGUCGAUACUCCGGCCCUGUCCCUAAAGCUAAGCUUUACCUGAUAGUUGUUCAGUUGUGUUACUUUUAUCGGACGUCACUCUGGUUAUUAUUAUAACAGUAAUAAUAUUUCCUGCAGUUAUGUAUCCAGGAUGGAAUGAGGAAAUAUCUACACAAACUGUGUAAGAGAUGUAGGUUUAAUAGCUCAGUUUACACAUAAAUCAGGUUUAUGUUUUAUUUAAACAACUGGAAAUUUUGAAAUCUCAUACAGGAUCAUACAGAGCUGAAACCUGAAAUGUUGACAGAAUGUAAUCUACAGACAGCUGGUCUGUUUUUGUUCAGCUAUUGUUACCAUAACCUUAAUGUUCAAGUCAACCGGUAUCACUGAUACAUCUAAUACUUCUAUAAUUAUAUACAAGAAUGGUGAAAACACAACCGGACGUGACGUCAGCAUCGUGUUCUCUCUCCAGGAUGACCUUAACUCCAUGGCUCUUUAGAUUAAACAAGGAAAUUAACUGUAUAAAGCGAAAUAUGGUCUGUAUUACUAGCAUAAAUACAUUUCAGCUCCUUUUAUUUAUUCUCUCUACUCGAACUCAGCUGUGUCUCUGAUCACGUACACAUGACACACAAACAGAGCUAGUGCAGUAAAGACCUUUCUUAGUUUUUAUGUGCUUUAUUUUAUCCUUCAGUGUUUCUAUAUACUGACCAUUUAGAUUAGCACUUACAGUACUACAUUAGCACUUAGCCUUCCAGAUUCUACGUGAUCUGAGACACAGCCAUUGU